This is a messenger RNA of Brassicogethes aeneus, 1442 nucleotides long. Lineage: Eukaryota; Metazoa; Arthropoda; Insecta; Coleoptera; Nitidulidae. The record is from the annotation of a GenBank genome assembly.
UCCCAAUUGGUUUCGGCUUAUUUUACAAGAAGAAGUUCUUCGGUGAAUUCGCGAAAAGAUAAGAUUAUAUGGUAACGAGUGGACAGUGUUUAGUGAGGUUUUCAAGUUUACGUGCUUUUAGGUGUGGAGGAAUUAAUAUUCUGAAAAUAAAAGAACUUCUCCUUUUCGCCAUGGCUCUCUCAGGCAUUUUCAACUUUUUGAUGCCAGUUUCUAUGGCAGUUAAUCCAAAUUGUGAUUAUUACAAAGAUAUGAUCGCUGGUGAACAGUAUUAUAUCAGUAAUGAUGCAUAUCCUGAUUACUAUGGUUCUUCGACGUCCUGCAGGUAUAUGGCUGUUAGUCCAGUGGGAACAAGGAUCGUAAUGUCGUGUGAGGACAUUACCCUACCAGAUACCCAGGGAUGCAGUGGAGAUCGUCUGGCAGUGUCUCUAUCAGGAGAUCCAAAUUUUAACGAUGCUCACAAUUAUUGCGGGAAGGGAUCAAUUACUUUAGUGUCGCAAUCAAAUUCCAUAGUUGUAGGUUUAUUUUCAACGUGGAACUCACGUGGAGGCAGAUUUGUAUGUUCUUUAGUUUCUAUAAAAGAUGGUGGCUCUGGCACUACAACACCCCGUCCUAAUGUAUGCGAUUGUGGAUGGAAACAUGUGCUUAGAAUAGUGGGUGGCCGUGAAACUGGAGUACACGAAUUUCCUUCCAUGGCCGGUUUGAUUGAUCUCAGCCAGAACUCACUGUACUGUGGAUCUUCAAUUAUUUCAGAUAGAUACGUUUUGACUGCAGCUCACUGCGCCUAUGGAAGAGUCGCCGGCAACAUUGGUAUUUUAGUUGGUGAUCACAACAUUUCCUCAGGUUCUGAUACCGACAAAGCAGCUCUUUAUUCCACUCAAAGUUUUGUUAUACAUGAGAGAUACGAACCUCAAUCCCAAAUAAACGAUAUUGCAAUAUUAAAAACGACGAAAACUAUAACUUUUAAUUUGGAGAUUGGACCUGCAUGUUUGCCAUUUCGUUAUACUGGAACUACUUUUGAAGGGGCUACAGUUAUGGCUUUAGGUUGGGGUGCUUUGGAAUUUUCCGGUCCAAAAUCCGAUACGCUUCAAGAGGUAGAUUUACGAGUGGUAGGCAAUGCCCAGUGUCAAAGCGAAUUGCCAGAUAAUAUAAUCACCGCAAACCAAAUGUGUACUUUUGCUUCUGGAAAGGAUGCCUGUCAAAGUGACUCUGGUGGGCCUUUACUUUGGAUGGACAGUGGUAUUAGGCGACUUCAACUGCUAGGUGUUAUUUCUUACGGUUUGGGAUGCGCUACCAAUAAGCCUGGGCUUAAUACAAGAGUGUCUUCCUAUUUGGCUUGGAUUAUUACACAGACCAAUGAUGCCACCUACUGUAUUAAAUAAUACGAUUGACUUUGGAUUAUUGAAUAAUGAAUCAUUAUUUAAUAAAUAUUAAUUUAUUGACAA